CCUGCUCCGCCCCCUGUUUCCGCUUCCCGUGUCAUGGCGGACGGGCCGGGAAAAGCCGCUAUCCAGGCUGUGUUCCGGCGUCUGCGGGCUUCGCAGACCAACAAGAGCUGCUUUGAUUGCAGUGCCAAGAAUCCCAGCUGGGCCAGUGUCACCUAUGGAAUCUUCCUGUGCAUUGAUUGUUCUGGAAUCCAUCGCUCACUGGGGGUUCACCUAAGUUUCAUCAGAUCAACUGAGCUUGACUCGAAUUGGAACUGGUUUCAGUUGCGGUGCAUGCAAUUGGGAGGGAAUGCAACUGCGGCCGCCUUUUUCCGACAGCAUGGCUGCAUGACGAAGGACACAACUGCCAAGUACAACAGCCGAGCUGCCCAGCUGUACCGUGAGAGGCUGAGGACUGCAGCCGUGGCUGCAGUGGGCCAACACGGCACCCAGUUGUGGUUAGAUGGAUGCAACACCUCACCGUGCCUGCCACUGGGGCAAUGCGAGAAUGAUUUCUUCGUCGAGCACACCCACGGUUCUGCCGAACAGGAGAGCAGCCAAGAAUCGGGGAGUUGCAGACUGGAGCAUUUGUCAGAGGAAGUAGAAGCAGUGAAGACGCACAGCGGGAAUGGCACUGAGCACUCUGAUUUGGAGCAAGGACCUAGUGUUGAAUCCCUCUGUGCUUCACCAAAGACCAUAUUAGAGACGAAGCCCAGUUUAAUCGGCAAGAAGAAACCAAGCUCCGGCAGGAAGAGGCUGGGUGCCCAGAAGGUCAGCAGUCAGACCUUCAGUGAGAUCGAGCGACAGGCUCAGGUGGCGGAGAAAGUUAUGGAACAGCAGGCUGCUGAGGCCAGGAAGCAAGCUGAAGUGUCAAUUGUCACGUCCAUGCGCCUCGCCUACCAAGAGCUGCAGAUUGAUCGAAAAAUGGAAGAGAAGAGGCUGCAGAACCUGGAGGGGCAGAAACGACAGCAGGCGGAGCGACUUGGAAUGGGCCUGGGCGGAAGGGGCCCAGUAUCGCACUCUGUCCUGACUGAGAUGCAAACUAUUGAACAGGAGAGCCCCGUUUCAGCCAAAUCGUCGCGCUCAAAGCUGGACGUGUUGGAGGAAGCUGCGUUUGCCUCUGGACCACCAAUGUACAGAGAUAACCCUUUUGCACUGGGGGAUGGCUUUGGCUUACACUGGCAGAUGGAUGGAGGCCAUCGCUUGACACUGGAGAAGGAGCAAGCCAAGGAGGUGGACGUGAGCAUCUCCAGUAGGCAGCCAGCAACCGAGAGGCCAGCAAGUCGGCGGAAAGCAGACAGCAGUGGACCUCCUGAACACAAUGAGGCUCGGCAGAAAUUUGCCAACGCCAAGGCCAUCUCCUCUGACAUGUUCUUCGGGAGUGAGGACCGGGGGGAGCUUGAAGCCAGGGCCCGAUUGGAUCGAUUGUCUGGAAGCUCCUCCAUCAGUUCCUCUGAGCUCUUUGGUGAUGGCAAAGCCGACACGGCAGAUGCUGUCAGAGUGAGUAGCAUGCUCCCAUCUGGACCUGAUAUGACCCACUUCAAGCAGGGAGUGAAGACAAUGGCUGGGAAACUGUCUGUCCUCGCCAAUGGAGUGAUGACCAGUAUUCAGGAUCACUAUGGUUCGUACUGAAGCUCUGGCUGGAGUGAAGACCGAUUCCGAGCUGGACAAGUUUAUCCUGUCGGAGUUUCCCCGAGAUCAGUAUCUGCUUUUGAUGGGACUUGAAGCGGUGUUUGAAAGUCCGAAUGAGGUUGAACUCCGCUGCCAUUUGUCUGCUGCGCAGCCUUUGCCAUUUGAAGGAAAUCAGUAUCAUUGUGGACUUGCAGGGCUGAAGUGACCUCCUCUCCAUACAGUCAGGGAAUUAAGCAGCACAGAGACCAGUCGGCCAAUCCUGCCUCUCUUCGCACUCACUUCCACCCUAUCCAGGGCAGGCUCAGUUCUCUCUCCUUUCCCCUGUUAUGACAACGUCUUUAUUCACUAUUUAUCCAAUUGACUUCUGAAAAUACAAUUGAAUCGGUCUCCUCUGCCCUUUAGGGGAGUGGAUUCCAGAUCUCAACUUGUAUUUUAUACAAAGGUUCGUUCUUCCUCCAGUCCCCUUGAAUUAGUGUCUUCCAGUUGCUGGCUCUCCUGUCUCUGGGCACAGCAUUUCCCAGUUUCCUGUACCACACCCUGCUAGGAUUCUGAACUACUAGAUGAGACCAUUCCCUGCUCCCUCAGCCUCUCCCAUCUCUCUCUGCAUUCACUGAUGCUCCUCAUCCCUGACACCAUUCUGGUAAAUCCCCAGUGCAUCCUCUCUCAGAACUGAACACAGUACUCCAGCUGAGGUCGAACCAGUCUU
Molecule: messenger RNA, 2314 nt
Organism: Chiloscyllium plagiosum (whitespotted bambooshark)
Lineage: Eukaryota; Metazoa; Chordata; Chondrichthyes; Orectolobiformes; Hemiscylliidae
Source: RefSeq, a predicted model, not a curated record